AUAUCUCGCAAAGUAAUAGAUUAUAGAAUAAAUGUAAAGUUAAAGCGCGUGACACAAGUGACAAGUUAAUGUCAACUUAUAUAUUGAACUCUCUCCGAUUAGUCUUCCUAAUGUAAUGCGAUGCAAUCAACCAUUAAACAUACAAAACGCAAAGAGCGUCAAGCGGAACAAUGGUGACAAUAAAACAUGGCACUGACAAGCAUAAACACGAUUUCAUAGCAAUAUCGUUGAUGGAAGACUUUAAAAGGUGCGACUUCUUACCGGGAUCCGUUAGUUGAACAAAACUAGUCUGCAAAAUGCAUAUUUCUCUUUUCUUGGUUGUAAUUUGUGCUUUGGUUGAAAGUUAUGGCGAAUUGGUACCUGUACUGUCCGCUGAAGAGGAAGAUAUGCGUAUAUCACUAGCAAAAUGCAUUUCGGAAGCAAGCGAUCAAAAUUUCAAACCGUUUGAAGUGAUUACUAUUUCAUUGGCGCCCAUUUUAAACGAUACUAGUUAUUACCAAUCAACAGCAUUAGACGGAUUGUUACUCCCGGAACUUUUCGAUAAGAAUAAAUGGACUCUUUUGGUUAAGCAGCCAUCUUGGGGACGGCCUUCUAUGUUUCAGAGCCACACAUAUUUAACGUUUACAAAGUCCGAUAGCUAUGUUAUACAGUUGAAUGAUUUCACUAAAAUAGAAAAUCAAUUACACUAUCUCAAACGCCAUCCAUCAUGGAACCCACAUGCAAAGUUCAUCAUCAUCCUCACUUCGUACUAUGAAAACGAAGGACAUCUCUUGGAAUUCAUCACACGUAGAAUGUGGUGGUGCGAUAUCUUGAACGGGGUUAUCAUCCUCGCAGAUAAGAAUAAAGCGGCAAAUUUUAACAUUUACUCAUGGUUUCCGUUCUCAGAUGGAUCCUGCGGUAACAAAUUCAACAAGUUGCUACACAUCGACAGUUGUUACGAUGGGGUAAUGACCAAUAACACCGAUUGGUUUCCGAAUAAACUUCCGCCUAAAAUGAAUAACUGUACAAUCCAUGUACGCACAUUAGACUACCCACCUUACAUUGUAAAACCGCAAAGAGUAGGCAACACAUCGUACUAUCACAUUCGUAAAGGAUUAGAAGCGCAGUUGAUGAAUCUAGUUGCUAGCACUUGCAAUGUGUACAUGCAGUAUGAGAUUGUGAAGAAUGACAGCGUAGGAGACUUUGCCUGGCCUGCGAAUCAAUCUACCGGAUUGAUGGGGGCUUUGAAACGUGGUGAUGCUGAUAUUGCUGUUGCGUCUCUUUCUGCCACAUGGCAAAGACACUUAAAUCUAGACUCAACCUCAGCGUACUUUCAAGAUUCGGUUGGGUUUUGUGUCCCACAUUCAGAUGAAACAUCACAAUGGGAGAAAUUAAGUGGUAUCAUGGAUAGCAGUAUAUGGUUUGGUGUGAUUAUCACCGUAGCAGUUUUCAUAGUAAUAAUCAAGUUUCUAAGCCACCAAAAAAUUAAUCCUGAAGAAAGGCCGAUCUAUGCUGAUGGUGGUAAUGUUGCAAUGAAAAUUUUAGCAAUUUCAAUUGGUAACGCUGUUAAUCUUCAACCAAAAUCAAACCAAGUACGAUUUUUUCUUAUGAUGUGGAUUAUCUUCAGUCUACAAUUUGAUACCGCAUACCAAACGUAUUUAAUGAGUGCGCUAACCAACUUAGAAUACAGUUUUCAGAUUCGCACCGUAGAUGACAUCUUGGACAGUGACCUUGAAGUGCUCUUUAGACCCGAUGAUAUGAAAUAUUUUAUGGGAUCCUCAACAACCAGGCAAUCGCAAGAAAUUGUUGCAAGGUGGAAGGUAUGCAAUGAUCUUGAUGAAUGUCUACGAAGAACUGCGUACAAAAAAGACUCUGUAAUUGCCGCGUCACGUUUGUACAUUCAGUACGCAAAAAGUAGUUAUAUUUCAAAGACAGGUCUACCUUUGUUAUUCUGUAUUCAGGAACAGAUUGUUAGCUUUCCAGUGGUUGCCUAUAUGAGACAUGGAUUUCCUUUACAGCACAAGUUCGACAACAUCAUUAGUAGCAUUAAUAGUGCUGGUUAUCUUCAAAGAUUCGAACAGGAUUUGUUUCAAGAGAAGAAUUUCACUGGUGGUUUUAAGAAUACAAGCACUGAAGAGGAUUUCUUGGACGUUGAUGUUAAAAAUAAGCUGUUGACCUUUGGACAUAUCAAACCUAUAUUUAUGAUGUUAUUUGGAGGUUAUGUUAUAAGUAGCUUUGCGUUUCUAAUGGAACUAUUUCUUUAUAAAUAUGCCCAUCGUUUAAAAACAUUUUUUAGACACAAAAUAGGUUAAUUUUAUUGGUUGCCUAUAUGCAACCAACUAUACAAUGUCUCAUUUGAUCUUAAUUCCUUUGUAGAAUCUUGAAUAUUAUUA
Messenger RNA from Dalotia coriaria, 2372 nucleotides. RefSeq lists its product as uncharacterized. The record is from RefSeq and is a predicted model, not a curated record. Gene Ontology annotation, cellular component: membrane. NCBI's taxonomy places the organism in Eukaryota, Metazoa, Arthropoda, Insecta, Coleoptera, Staphylinidae. The coding region runs from base 297 to 2291 and encodes 664 amino acids. Gene Ontology annotation, molecular function: ligand-gated monoatomic ion channel activity. The transcript has a single exon.